CUCUAUUCAAAACAGAGCGAUUAAUUAGUUAAGGUUAUACUAAAAAAAAUCUCAUGGAUUUAAUAAUAAAUCGUUACACUUUGCUUACAAUUUGUUAUGAAAACCUUUAUUAAAUGUAAACAACUUUUUCGCAUUCCAAUGUAAACAAAUCAUUAAACUUGUUUCUUAAUUCUUUUGAAGUCACAGUGGUCACCAAAAGAAAGACAAGCCUACACACUCUGUUUUUGAGUGUUAAGAGGGCAAAAUGAUGGAUCCAAGUUUAGGAGAUGACAUAAACGUAUUAACCGAUUCAAGGCAAUCAAAUGCGUGCAAAUUGGAAGAACAAAAUACAAACGUUUUAUGGGAAAACGCCGAGAGUAAAAAUCACAGUUCUGAAACGGCUUCAAAAUCUAGCAAUCCAAGUUACGACACUGACACAAACGUACCAGAGUUUUUUGAAAACAUAAAAAAGCCAAAGAACGAAUUGCAAGCAAUAGAAAGAAACCUUUCACCGGUAUUGAUGACUUCGCCUUGUCGAGAAUCUUUACAGACAGAUAUUUCGAUAGACAAGGAACAUAUUGCAAACGUAAAAGAUCCUUACCCGUUACCAAGCUGGCGGUACUUGGAAAGUGACUUCUACGAAGAAAACACAAACAUAAAAACAGGUCAUGAAGAGACUAUGGAUAGCAUUCAUGAAGAAAUAAUCCGAAUUGCUGGUCAACCAUUUCAACAAAUAGAAAACCAGGAUGAUGUAUGCUAUGGAGAUGUCAUGCAGCAACAACUAAACACCCAUGAUCAUGAUAACGCUUUUUUGAUUGAUCAAAUGUCGAGAGAUUCUGCUUAUAUCGAUAGCUUAUAUCUCAAUCAACGUUUUGAGCAAGAAUCCGACUUCCCAACAGCACACAUGGGUCACAGAAAAACGGGUGCCACAAGACGACGAGUAUUAAGCAACAGGCCAUCACCCUACCUCUCUCCGAAAAAGAAGGGUGAACGUUUUAGCAGCACACCGGUCACCCGAGCAUCAAGUCCUAUUCGUACAAAUCAAAGAGAGCUAUUGUCUUCACCUGUUCACUUUCCAUUUGCCUCAUUGCACAACGAGAUUCUGAACCCUAAUAUUUUGAAAGAAGUAUUGGAACCGGUGAAACAAGACUCCCUCCCGAGAUUUAAAACGCCCAAUGAGACCGUACAUUUACGACCUUGGGAAGUGCCUUCAAGUCCAGUGCGGAUGGAAUUUAUUGAUCCAAAAUGGCUUAACCAACAAGCGUCUGAAGAAAAGCAAGAAUUAUUGGAAAGCUGCAAAGGGAGGGAUUCAAGCCCGGGGGUGUUACGUUCCUCAAACACUGAUUCUGUACUUAUUCCAUUUAAAAAAGAGGAUAAAAUUCAGAUCAUAAAGGUUGAGCCAAUUGCAUGUGAUGAAAGAGCAAGCGUAUGCCCGCAAUUUACCAAAAAAGGAAUAGAGGAGAAUGCAACGCCUAUGUUAUCCAACUCAGGAAUCCGAUCCUUGAGCAUUACCGAGAGUCGUUUUUUCAAACCAGUAGUCAUAAAGUCACUGUUGAUCAAAUACCGAAUUAUGAGACAAGCAAUUGGUGAAGAAAAUCCUCUUUCUUCGAGUUUGGAAGCAUACAACUCGCUUUUGGAUUAUCAACUUCCUUUACCAACGGAAGAAGCACCUUGGGAAACGGACUGGUACAAGGAAAACAAUGAUAUAAUGUGGAAGUAUAGCACAGCUUUGGACUUGUGGAUUCCCGUCCCAAAACCUAACAAGCUUUACACUGAUUAAACAAGGAACGCUGAACAUAAUUUUUUAUCCCAUCGAAUUCAAGACGUAAUAAACCAAGAAAUUAAAUAGCAUUUUUAAAUAUAGCGUUUGCAGAAAAACAUUUUAAGGCUUUCUAGGUUCCAUGUUUUGAAUGUAAGGGGCGAAGACAGUAUCAUGGAAACGCUCAGGCCCACUUACACGGACUUGUUUGUUUAACAAACUAGUCAGCCAGUCUCUCGGUUUUCCACGUUCAUCCAAAUCAUUAUCAAAUCCAGAGACCCUCCGUAAUUCUUGGACUUGUGGCCCUUUGAACCAUUCAAUCAUUUCAACAACAUCUUCUUUUGAACCAUCAAGCAUUUGUAAAUCUUCUAAUGCACAACGAAAGUCCGUAACUUCGCAUUGACGACGCCUACAGAGUUCCGCUUUUUCCAUGGUCAAUUCACUAAGAAGAGCAAUAUAACGAAUUACCACAUCAGUCAAAGAAUCCAAUAAAGAUCGUUUCGUUUUGUCUAUACCUGCUGCACGAAGAGUUUGAGCGCAAACUAUCCUCAUUAAAGAGAAAAAAAGCUCCGAUUUUUGCGACUCCUCCAUUUUUUGCAAGUUGGCUUAAUUUAGGGAAAACAUUGAGAGGAAGAAAAUAAUAAUUAUUUCAACGCUUCAAACGCUUCCAAUAACAGAAAAAAAGCACAGUAUACAAUUCAUGUAAAUUUUACAUAUUGAAAAAGCCUGUCUAAUGUAAAAUUAAUAAAAAAAGUAUCUUUUUUUUCUCAUAAAAGCAAAACCAAUGUAACACAAUUCUUUCAUUUCACUUCCUUUUGUUCAAUUUAAUAUUGAGUGUAAUGUUUAUUAAAAAGCGUCAAAAUGUAGUAAUAUUUGCUAUCUUGUUCGCCCGCGUCGCUCGGAGUACGC
Molecule: messenger RNA, 2647 nt
Organism: Schizosaccharomyces japonicus yFS275
Lineage: Eukaryota; Fungi; Ascomycota; Schizosaccharomycetes; Schizosaccharomycetales; Schizosaccharomycetaceae
Exons: 1
Coding region: 245-1759 (504 amino acids)
Source: RefSeq, a predicted model, not a curated record